Molecule: messenger RNA, 1230 nt
Organism: Suillus fuscotomentosus
Lineage: Eukaryota; Fungi; Basidiomycota; Agaricomycetes; Boletales; Suillaceae
Product: UV radiation resistance protein and autophagy-related subunit 14-domain-containing protein
Exons: 6
Coding region: 1-1230 (409 amino acids)
Biological process (GO): SNARE complex assembly
Cellular component (GO): lytic vacuole; endosome
Molecular function (GO): SNARE binding
Source: RefSeq, a predicted model, not a curated record
AUGGAGUGUAAGAACUGCGAGCUGAGACAACGUCAGUACUAUUGUGCAAAUUGUCUGAGAAACCAUCUACGCGAUUUUCGCCUUCAAACUCACCAUUUUUCCUCGGACAGAAAUGAGCAUAUUGCUCGCGCAUCCCGGGCAUUCAAGUCUAUUGAAUCUGGUCGCCUCCUUCGUGCAGAGAUUGCACGAGCGGACCACAGCCUCGACCAGUUAGCAGAUAGCCUUGCCCAAGUGAGAAGAGACUGCGAGAACAAGCGCGACCGCCUCCGUACCCUCCGAGAGACCCUUGCUCAACGCAAACGCACACUUCAUGCUGCACGUCUCCUUCCACCCCAAUCACAAACGCUUACCAAGGAAUCUCAGGAGCUCUCUGUGUUGAGUCAAACUAUUGCUAGAGCACGCUCAGGCCUUGUACAGGAGCUGGUAGAGGUAUUUCACAUUGUCGAAGUUGGGGGACGACCUGCAGUGGGCGGGCGGGCGGGCGCAAGAGGAGAAUGGACUGUUGGCGGAUUGGUUCUUCCAGUACCGGGAGAUGUUAGACGAUAUCCACCGGAUCACAUCAACGCCGUGAUAACACAGACCAUUCACUUUCUGGGGCUUCUUACUUUCUACCUAGGCAUCAAACUCCCUUUUGAAGUUUCGUGGUCUUGCAGAAGAUUCGGUGUCGGUAUGCCUUGGAUCGGAGCAGGGCGAGGGACUGAAUCCUGGGCAAAAUGGACAGCCAAACACCCUCUGCACCUCACAUCAAAUCUUUCCUCUACUCCCUCUUCUCCCUCUUCCUCGCCAUCCCCUACGCUACCCGUCUCACUAGCUGACUCAGAAGCUCCAGAACAGGUCCCAGCACAUGGCCAAAACCAAUCAUUCACGACCGGCCUUGCGAUGCUUCUCUACAACGUGUGUUAUCUCGCUCAUAGCCAAGGUGUCGAGAUUCCCUUGUCGCAGGCGGGCGAUGCAUUGAGUAAUUUGUGGGCUGUAUGUUGCAGCGGGGAGCUUGGGCGUCGGUCGCACUCUACCACUCCGCUCCUCUUACCUCCAACCCCUCCCUCGUUCACGCUCGACUUUGCCCAGGUCCUUCAAGCCACUGCUGCUAGUCCUGCUCGGGCAGCACGAAUACGGCCGGGACGUUCAGCGCAAGAAGCUGGCUUCAGUAAUAUGAGGAGUGAACGUAUCGUAGAAGAGGAAGAUGGCUGGGACGUGGUAGAGCUUGGUGGAGAAGAGGGAUUUGGGUAA